AUGGCACGUAUCUUGUGUAGUGAUCCUAUCGACUCUGUGUGCCCCGAACUUUUGCGCGCCGCUGGCCACGACGUCACGACUAAUUGCGCUGCACUCUCGCACGCCGACCUGGUAGCACAAAUACCUGAUUAUGAUGUUCUGAUUGUUCGAUCUGGCUCCAAAGUUGAUCGGAAUGUACUGGACGCAGCGCAAAAAUUACAGAUCAUCGGUCGCGCCGGCACUGGCGUGGACAACAUUGAUAUGGUGAGCGCUACGAAGCAGGGCGUAUUGGUCAUGAACACACCGUUUGGUAAUACAAUAUCAGCAGCUGAGCUGACAGUGGGUCUAAUUACGGCUGUCUCGCGCCUCGGACUUGGCGUUUCUAAUCCAUCCGUCCGCAAGUCCGAGAUUCACGGCAAGACCUUGGGUAUUGUCGGACUUGGUCGUAUUGGCCGCGAAGUUGCUACGCGUUGCAAUGCCUUUGGUAUGAAUGUUAUUGGAUACGACCCCAUUUUAUCGGAUACGAGUGCUAAAGCAUAUGGUAUCGAACCAGUCUCGUUAAAUGAGCUGUUCUCCCGCAGUGACUAUAUUUCUCUUCAUGUACCACUUAACGCCAAUACGAAGCAUUUGGUGAACGCACAGCGAUUGACACUUUGUAAAUCUGGCGUCAAGUUGAUAAAUGGAGCGCGUGCUGGUCUGAUUGACCACGAAGCUUUGUUAGAAGCUAUUGAGAGUAAGAAGAUUGCUGGAGUAGCCUUUGAUAUUCUAGCGCCAAGUCCAGCAUCAGAUGUUUGGAAGAAGCUUGUGAGUCACGAAAAUGUAAUUGUGACACCUCACAUUGGCGCACUCACGACGGACGCUCAGCAGAAAGUCGCGCGUGAUUUGGCGUAUAAGGUUAAUGACGCGCUGGCUGGCAAGUCGUUCGGAGGUGUGCUUAAUGCACCUAAUAUUGAUUUCGGAAAGCGCGUAGAAUUCAUGCCGCUACUGUCACUGGCCGAAAAGCUUGGCAGCAUGCAAGCACAACUUUUGGAUGAAAACCGACUCAAGCGUGUGCUUGUUGUAUCUGAGGGCUCCAAAGUUACGUCGUCGGAGCUUUCGGGACAACUAGUCAACGGAGUGCUAAAAGGAUUGCUUUCGCACAUGUUGGAAGAGGAAGUGACAUUUACGAACGCAAAACACAUUGCUGACAUGAUGGGUAUCCAGACAGUAGAACACAAGCACGACGAGGCCGCAGGGAGCAGCUUUUCUGAUCAACUAACAGUUAUCUUUGAAAAGGAGAACGGCACAUGUAAGAAGAUUACAGGCACUGUAUUCGGCAAGAAUCAGCUUCGCUUUGUGUCGUUUGAUGACCUUCCCAUGGACGCGAUUCCAAGUGGAUCAAUGCUGCUAUUUAACAAUACGGACGAGCCUGGCGUGCUGCACAAGGUUACGUCGGUAUUGGCCAAACACGAGAUCAACAUUGGUUGCUUCGGCUUGGCACGUGAACAAUUGGGUUCGGCUGCUGUCGGUGUACUUAACGUGGAUGAAGCGAUACCAGAUGCUGUGAUGGAGGAAUUGGAAGCCUUAAGCAUGUUGACAAAUCUCCGCCGUGUAAACCUUUUGGAGCUGCGUACGGCUGUAUCUAAAGGCAUUUUGGGACAAUUCCUUCAACCUAGUAGUAACAUCACGGAUGACAUGAGUGGCGACGAUGCAGAUGACGUGGCGAAAGUGUCAAUAGUGCGCCACCCAAAGCCGCGCGUCAAGCCGUCAUCGCCAAAUUUUGGCUCAGGACCUUGCAAGAAGCGUCCAGGAUAUUCCUUAUCUUCGAUCCCUGACAUUGUAUUGGGUCGUAGCCACCGCUCGAAAUUGGGUAAGGGCUUGUUGCAGGAGGCGAUUAUACGUUCCAAAAGUAUUUUAAAGCUUCCAGAGGACUAUCACCUUGGUAUCGUGCCAGCUUCGGAUACUGGUGCUUUUGAGAUGGCGAUGUGGUCCAUGCUUGGCGAACGUCCGGUAGACGUGUGCUACUGGGAGUCAUUUGGUAAGCAGUGGUUUACAGAUGUCACAAGGGAACUCAAAAUCGACAAUGUGAGGGAAUUUGGCGCCCCAUUCGGCCAGCUCCCAGACUUAAGUAAGGUAAACUGUGAUCACGACGUACUGUUUACAUGGAAUGGUACUACCAGUGGCGUGCGAGUGCCUAACGGCGACUGGAUUCCGAACGACCGCAAGGGCCUGAUCUUCAAUGACGCGACUUCGGCUGCGUUUGCCAUGGAAAUGCCAUGGAACAAAAUCGACGUCUGUACGUUCAGCUGGCAGAAGGUUCUUGGUGGUGAAGGCGGUCAUGGUGUUAUUAUUUUAAGCCCCCGGGCUGUCGAACGGCUUGAGUCAUUUGUACCGACGAAUCGCCCGAUCCCCAAAAUAUUUCGCAUGACCGAUGCCAGCACAGGGAAAUUACUGAAAGAAAUUUUUGAAGGUAGCACUAUCAACACGCCUUCAAUGCUGUGUGUAGAAGACUACCUCGAUGCGCUGCGCUGGACAGAUAGCGUUGGCGGCCAAGAUGGUCUCAUAGCGAUUUCGCAGCAAAAUCUUAAGGUUGUUGAGGACUUUGCAGUCGAAAAUUCGCGAUGGUUUAAGUUUCUUGCAGCUGACAAGGCAAUCCGCUCGAAUACGUCUGUGUGUAUUCAAAUAGACGGCUUUUCCAAAGAUGAAGUAAAACAAAUGCAGACGUUAUUAGAGCGUGAGCAGGUGGCAUACGACAUUGGUUCUUACCGUGACGCACCUCCUGGUUUGCGUAUCUGGUGUGGUGCUACAGUCGAGACAAAGGACAUAAAAGCUUUGCUGCCAUGGAUUAAGUGGGCGUAUCUCGAAGUCAAGAGCGGUCGGGACUCCAUAAGCAAAUAG
Plasmopara halstedii is the source of this 2856-nucleotide messenger RNA. Its product is annotated as phosphoserine aminotransferase. Gene Ontology annotation, molecular function: phosphoglycerate dehydrogenase activity; NAD binding; O-phospho-L-serine:2-oxoglutarate transaminase activity. The coding region runs from base 1 to 2856 and encodes 951 amino acids. The record is from RefSeq and is a predicted model, not a curated record. Gene Ontology annotation, biological process: L-serine biosynthetic process. Lineage: Eukaryota; Oomycota; Peronosporomycetes; Peronosporales; Peronosporaceae. The transcript has a single exon.